Messenger RNA from Phyllopteryx taeniolatus (common seadragon), 3327 nucleotides. Its product is annotated as protein Wiz-like. The transcript is spliced from 7 exons. The record is from RefSeq and is a predicted model, not a curated record. Gene Ontology annotation, biological process: regulation of transcription by RNA polymerase II. Lineage: Eukaryota; Metazoa; Chordata; Actinopteri; Syngnathiformes; Syngnathidae. Gene Ontology annotation, cellular component: nucleus. Gene Ontology annotation, molecular function: DNA-binding transcription factor activity, RNA polymerase II-specific; RNA polymerase II cis-regulatory region sequence-specific DNA binding. Bases 1102 to 2865 code for a protein of 587 amino acids.
CAACCAGAUGACAUCUACAGUAAAUUCAGUGUAUAACGGUUUUAAUUACUGAAUGUAUUAUAUUCAUUAUAAUCUGUGAAAAGGGGAAUCCUACAGAAUAAUCAGUAUACGUACAAUAUGAUUGGCAGAAAAAGCAGGCCCCAAAUUCUAAGUUUGCUUGGGGCCCCAAUAAUUAAGUGGGCGGGCUCUGGCUGUGACCAUUGUGCGUUGUGUCAACCGCAUCCUGCAGCUCGGAUUUUGAAGGGAAAGACCUAGCCCUUGAUUGCUAGUUCCGGUUAGCAAAACGAAGCUUUGUUUAUGUUGACACGGGGGUUUACUCGUUUGAGGCUCAAAGGUAAAAUAACUUCAUCGAUUAGUUUGUCUUUAUACCGGGGCGCUGGUUACGUUACUGCUUUUUCUAUUCUUGCAAACUGUUUUUUAGGACUUAGUUGCAAGUGUCGUGAGCACGCUUGCAUGGCAAAACAAAGGUGGAUCACAGCGUUAACCCCCAUUGUUAUUUUUUGGGGAUUGCUCAAUUUGUUCAGGGUUAGGGUUAGAUUCUUUGUUACAUAUCUUUACUCAUUUGCUCGAGCUUCUCACAGUAAAAUGUUGCCUGCAAGCCAAAGUGGGUGAAUGUACCGAUACGUAACCCUGGUGUCAUGUUUCGUUUUAAAAGGCAACAUGGAGUCUGUCUUAAAUGUUUGUCGUAAUCGUUAUGAUAUUUGCUUGAGUUUCAUGUUUGCAAAUGAUUUUUUUUUCACUUAUCAAACAAAUUACAAUCCUUGUUGUCGGUAUAUCAAUAAACCUUACCACAGUACAAGUUUAAAUAACAAGUAGUACAAGGCACGCAUAUUUGCCAGCCCCCAUCCUUUUUUAAUAUAUAAUGCAGACAACAAAAAUAAUAGGACUUUGUUUUUUAAACUGACAUUGUUCCACUGUUCCACGUCGGCACCUAUGAUUCAAAAGAUACCAACUUUCUUGUCCCUCAGAACAAUGACACCAGUCGCUUGUUUCUAAGCUUCAAAGAACGACGACAAUGAUCUUCACAUUUGCCAGCUUUGCAGCUGCUGGUAUGAGACACGUAAAGGUCUGUCCAGUCACGCUCGUUCCCAUCUGCAACAGAUGGGAAUCCCUGACGCUGACAUCAAGGGCAGCCCCAUUGACUUUCUUAAUCAGAUCAUGAAGGACAAGGGCCUCAAGUCCACCAGCAUGAAGCAACAGGUGCCUUUCUCCACAAACAGUCUGCUUGGGGCUCCCACUAAACAUCCAUCAGGGCUGUCGUCUCCACCCACAUCUCCUCCCUGUAAGCGACCAAAACCCCCUGAGGAGUUCACGUGUAUUCUUUGCGGGGAGGUGUGUAAAAAUCGGAAAGGCCUGGCUAGCCACUCACGGUCUCAUCUGCGGCAGAUUGGGGUUCUUGACCUGCUAGGGAAAGAUGAGUCCGCAAUCGACACUGUACAGGAUCUGGUGAGCAGCGGCGUGUUAGAAGCGAUGCACCCCACCAAAAUGAGCAGUACCACCAACUCCUUCACAGAACCUUCUUCAGCACCAACCUCUCAUCUAGCCUCCCCGCCACGGUCUCCCGUCACAUGGCAAUCCCGAUCCUCUUUUCCAUCCGCUUUCCCAAGCCUUGCAAAGUCUCCUCAGAACCCUGUCAAUCGGGCUCCGAAAGCAAAGAAAGGCUUUCGUCUGGCGGUGGACCCCCUCCUCAGAAAGCCCAAGCCUGAGCCUUUGGAGGUUGAUAUGUCUCUAGUGAGUGGAACCAGCUCCAGCAGCAGCAGUACACCCCCACAGAACCUAUCUGCUUUGGUAACUCCUUCCAAGGCUCUUAGUGCAGAUGAACUCUCGCCACCGACAGUCCUUUGUGACUACUGUGGUCAGCUUUUCGAGACUCGCAAAGCCCUGUCCUGCCACGCCCGCGCCCAUCUGCGCCAGCUUGGCCUCACCUGGUCCAUCAAGACCUCACCGAUUGAUCUCCUCAAGGACGUGAUGAUGCACGGUGAAGAGAAGCUUUGGUCCGGCGAGGUGUCGUCGUCAGGGAAAAUCCAGUGGAGUCCUCAAGGUUCUAAAAGGACAUCAGACAGCCUCCAGACAAUCUCCAACCUCUGCCCCUCACCUCUGGAUUACUCUAUGAAAGACAAAUCUCCAUCUUGCAAGAGUGGGGCUUUGACAUGGGGCAAAUCCUGUGAGCUCUGCGGCUUUCAUUUUGAAAACCGCAAGGCGCUAGCCAGUCACGCACGGGCCCACCUUCGACAACUGGGCGUGGUGGAAUGGAAAACAGAAGGGGCGACCUCGCCAAUAGAACACCUCAGGGAGUUGAUGCGGAAGGACCCGGUUAAGGUGGCUGCUCUCACCCGUCGCUAUCGUGAGGGUGACCUGUACAUCAAGAAGAAAACGGUUUCGCUAUCCACUUUGUCAGAUUCUGAAUCAUUGCCUGGCAGCAACCUGAGGUUCUCAGGGCAUAAAUUGGGCAAAGACGACCAGGGUGUCUCUGCUGGUUCAUCCAAAAAACCACAAGGCCAGGCACACUCUGUAGCAGUGUAUGGAAAUGCUGGUGUGCGCUCUCCAAGAGCGCUUCCAAAACAACUUCCACCGGCAGGAGAAGAAAAUGAAGACGUCACCAACUCCCAGCAACCAUCACGGUCUGGGAGCAUUCCCGCUCUGCUGCCCAAACCUCCAUUAACUCCUUUGGUCAAACUAGUCGGAAAAGUUUACUCUCUCAAGUGCAGGUUCUGUGAAAAAGUGUUUCACGGGCCGCUGUCUGUUCAAGAGCAGUGGAUCACACACCUGCAAAAACACAUCCUGUCGCUGGGCUACAAAGGUCAAGAGUCCCCCCCUGCUGCUCCAGUUGCUUCCCCAGGUCACCUCCAUCCUGUGUCUGUGUAGUUUGAAUAACUAACUCCAAAACAUAUGGAUGAAUGGAUUUAUGCUGUCAUUAAUUGAACCUCUUUGAGUUUACGCCAAUAUCACUCCCUGACACAUUGCUAUUUAAAUGAUCUGCCGUGUUACGUUUGUAAAAACACCAUCAACAACAACAGUGAAUUGUGCAACUUGAAUAAUAGCAACUUUGUAAUAGACCAAAUCUCAUUUUAGCUUUACGUGCCCAGAAGCUGCACCUUUGCGUGUAUAAUCCUUGUGUAAACACUUUAUUUUGUUUUAUAAACCCAUUUCACUGUGACAAAAAGUUAUAUUUUAAGUGUUUAACCUAAAUAUGUCAAAAGACAUAAAAAUGGAUUAUCAUACAUGACUUUAGAGAGUCUCUCCAAAACCUGAUUUUCAGUCUUUGAGAUCUUUUUACUCAUCCCACUCAUUAUUGAUUUUUAUGUAAAUUAAAUUCUGUUUUGUGUA